This is a messenger RNA of Papaver somniferum (opium poppy), 1041 nucleotides long. RefSeq lists its product as uncharacterized. The record is from RefSeq and is a predicted model, not a curated record. The transcript has a single exon. Bases 48 to 866 code for a protein of 272 amino acids. NCBI's taxonomy places the organism in Eukaryota, Viridiplantae, Streptophyta, Magnoliopsida, Ranunculales, Papaveraceae.
CAGAGAGAGAUAGAGUGCAGCAGCAGUAGUAGUCAUUUCUUCUGAAAAUGAAGAAGAAAAAUAACAACAAAGGUAAAAUAUACCCAUCUCCAUCUCCACAUUCAUCAUCAUCACCUUGUUCUUCUAUUUCAAGAUAUGAUUUUGGUCCACACAGAGAUGCAUUAUCAGUGUUCAAGGUAUUACCAGUUACAAUCUUAACAUUAGCAUCUCUUCUUACUCUUGAAGAUAGAGAGGUACUAGCUUAUCUCAUUACCAGGUCCAUUAUUACAACAGAAACAACAAACCCAGAAGCAGAUUCUUCCAAAAACAACAACAAGAAGAAAAAGAAACAUAAAUCUCCAGACUUUGAAUGUGGGUGUUUUGAAUGUUAUACAAGUUACUGGUAUAGAUGGGAUUUGUCACCAAAUCGGCAGCUUAUUCAUCAAGCCAUCGAAGCUUUUGAAGAACACUUGACAAAUCUUGAAAUAGUGAAGAAUAGUAGUACUAGUGGGAAGAAGAAGAGAGCAGACAAAAUGGGUUCGAGAGUUAAGGGGAAAAUUUCAAGUAUUGAUGAUGAAAAACAGAGUAUUUCAUACACACAAUCACCAUUGCCUGUGAAGAGCUUGUUUCAUACUGAUGAUUUUGGAAACGAGGCUGUAGAAGAAGAGGUGGUGGUGGAAGAGGAAAAGGGGUUAUUGGUGGAGGAUUUGAUUAGUAGUGGUGGUGGUGGUGGUGGGGAUGAAACAGGGGAAAUGGUGCUUGUGGUGAUGAAGAAGAAGAACAGUGAAGAACAGGAAUACAAAGGGCUGGUUAGGAAAGUAUUACCAGAUGUAUUAGGUUUAUUUAAUUCUCGUUUAUGGAACCUAAUUUGGAGUCCCAAUGUUUAGAAUUAACAACAACAGUACUGAUGCUUAUUGGGGUCAUAAAACAAGUUUAGAUUGGAAAAACACACUACCACAACACAAAAUACUGCAACUUUUGUUUAAUCUUUUUUCUAAGUACUACUUUUGUGGUGCUUUACUAAGAGAUUUUUAAUGGGAAUGGAUGAAUGUUUUAAGGUUU